AUGUCCUCUGCCAACUGGCAUGCUGAAUCGGAUCCAUCAGAAGAGGAAACAAAUCACGAAUCGCCUGCAGCAAGAAAGCGAAGCAGCAGAGCUUGCGAUCAAUGCCGGAAAACAAAGAGCAAGUGCGAACCAUCUCCUUCUACACUUGGCACAUGUAAGAGCUGUGCAUUGACAGGGAAUACAUGCACUUUCCUAGGCCCCAGUUACAAACGUGGCCCACCCAAAGGCUAUAUACAGGCCAUUGAGCAAAGAUGGCAUCAAGUCGAGUCUCUGUUGGGUGCAGUCAUCGCCUGCUCAGACCCCAGGGUUCAGGACAUCGUAUCCGAGCUUCAGCAAGACGACCUCGCCCGUGAGAUAUUGCAUAGAGUGGAUGUCGGUCCAUUCGGUCCUUCCGGGAGACUGCAUCAACCAGUUGGCGCUACUAAAGAGGAAUUUUUCGCUUCCAUAUUUAGGAGUAACGAAGCCUCAACUCGGGAUCUCGCUCGUUCCCGCAGACAGUCUCGAGUAUCGCGAGAAAUAGUAUCUUCUGCCAGAGAUGAUGGAUUGUGUACCGUCCCAACGGCGGAGUGGCAAGACCGUUUGUCCGCACGAUUAGCAUCCGCAGGCUCUAUGUCCGGAAUACGUCCUCAUGGUUUGCCUGCACCAUUCCAAGGUAUAUCUUUCCAUUCGCCAACGCUUGACCCCCAAGGAGCACCGCCGUCACAACGACGCCGCUUGAAUACAUGUUCAGGCACCGGCCCAUCGCAAGGUUACCCAGAUUGGAAUGACAUGUACACCAUGGAUGCACUUUCAGAUUCUGAAGGAACCGAUGAGUCCAAUGAUCCGACUGAUGCUUUUGGUCAACUAUCUCUAGAUGAGAACAGAGAGGUUCGCUAUCAUGGAAAGGCCAGCGGCCUUCAUCUUCUGGGACGCAGCGACCGCGUUGAUGACCGACAUGAAGGAGGGAUUUGGCAUCUGCCCAUGGCACGGGUGUGGCCACCUGCCAAAAAUUAUCUGGCUCACCUGCUUCCGGAAGAAGACCUCCAUGUGCAGCUUCCUUCGGUCGCAUUGCAGGAUCAUCUCGUAGAGUUGUAUUUCAUUUAUGUACACCCAAUUUUCCCUGUAAUUCACAAAGGUCGAAAAUAUAGUAGCAAUCCCACUACUCCGGAAUUCAGCGGGGAUAUUUCCACCUUUUCACCAAAACUGGAGCCUUCGCAGACUGUAACCAAGUUACUACUGCUGGCUAUAUAUGCAAUUGCUGCUCGCUAUUCAGACGAUUCCCCCCCUCCUGUGGGUAAGAUGUGGGAAGUGGGAUGCGAUUAUCUCAUUGAAGCGCGUACACUUCUCACCAAAGUGUUUCAUAGUAGCCGUGCUUCUACAUGUCAGGCCUUACUUCUUCUAGGCCAUCGGGAAUUUGGAAUCGGUUCCAUGGAGCAAGGCUGGCUUUACAUAGGGAUGGCCAUCCGUAUGGCUCAGGAUUUAGGGCUCAAUCGUGCUGCAGACAAAUGGCAGCUCAACGGUUCAGAUCUGUUUUCAUAUGAGGAGAAACAAAUUAGGAAACAGAUAUGGUGGGCAUGUUGUGUCGCUGACAAGUCAGUCAAUGUUCUGUUUUAUAAUUCUCUUGCUAAUUGUUGCAAGGGAACAGAUAUGGGGAGACCCGCGUGUAUUGGGGAAACCGAUUUCGAUACUCCUUUUCCUGAAAUCGAUCAGGAUGACGAAGAACUCUGGCAAAUCCGCCCAUCAGAUCCUGAAUAUUCACACUAUUCAUCAACGCCCUCCAGAGUUAUGAGCUGCUUCCGUGCCGCUGCUUCUCUGUCGGUAAUCGUCGGGUCCAUCGUGAACUUGGUUUAUCCCGUGCGUCCAAUUGCGCGCGUCUCUCGACGCACCAUACUGGCAAACUUGGAAACUCGCCUAGAUCAAUGGUAUAUUGACCUACCAAAUAGCCUCCGAUAUGACACAGCUAGCAAAAGAAAUACUCCACCUCCACCUGUUCUCUUCCUCCACGUGCAAUACUGGUCAGCAGUUCUGUUGCUCCAUCGGGCAUUUAUACCGAAUUGGAAGGGGUCGGAGCAAUUACUUCAUAACUCUUCUACUGACUCGGAUACUGCCUCUUUGAAAGCCUUUGAUUUAUGCCAGAGUGCCGCUACCUACGUUAGUACUAUAGUAACUACGUAUCACGAAAACUUCAACUUGCAACGCAGUUCUCCCUUUUUAACGUCAUAUUUACUGAGUGCAGGAAUAAUGCAUGUUGUGACACUAACAUUACGAACAUCCAAUGUACAGGCCUGUAUCGGUUUGCGCCAGUGUCUAACAGCUCUGAAGGAACUUGAAAUAAUAUGGCCAAGUGCUGCUCGGGCUUGGGACCUACUUCAUGGUGUAAAGGUUCAGGUCGAUAGCAACUUGACGCCCUUGAUACCUGGUCCCGAUAGGCGCAAGAGGCCAGCAGACGACGCUUUUGGUAAGGAAAAGAGUUCAGACUUCCUUCAGCGAGAAGCUUUCGGAAAUCUCGAGGAGAAAGAACUGCCAGCGCCCCAGAUUGUCAACGGAAUACAAGAUAUGAGCACUCGGAUGAUGGCCCACAUGCUAGGUUUAGACAUCCCAGGGAUUGAACCUUCGACGUCAUACUACCCUGGGUACGAAUGGUGGCCACGUACCAACAGUCCUCAAACAUACAUGCAAAUUCCCAUUCCAUUGUCUGGUGCAGCGCCCAGUGCGCUCGUGAGCUAUGUUACGCAGAACCAGUCAGACUGGCGGAAUAGUGCUACAAUACCCAGUUAUUCUUUUGAUUUUCAGGAUGUGACCCAACCCGCUUCCGGCCACUAG
This is a messenger RNA of Serpula lacrymans var. lacrymans S7.9, 2802 nucleotides long. RefSeq lists its product as uncharacterized. Bases 1 to 2802 code for a protein of 933 amino acids. Lineage: Eukaryota; Fungi; Basidiomycota; Agaricomycetes; Boletales; Serpulaceae. Gene Ontology annotation, molecular function: zinc ion binding; DNA-binding transcription factor activity, RNA polymerase II-specific; DNA binding. The record is from RefSeq and is a predicted model, not a curated record. The transcript is spliced from 24 exons. Gene Ontology annotation, biological process: regulation of DNA-templated transcription; DNA-templated transcription.